ACUAGGGAUCAAAUUUAAACAUUCCCGGCUUCAUUUUUCUACAUUUCCCCCAACUUUUCCUCUAUAUUCAGUCAUCAAAUUUCCAAGAAAAAUAAAGAAAAGUAAAGCAAAACAUGUCGAGUUUUUCAAUAGCAGAAAGAGGGUAUCUUCCUAACGAGAAGUUCGAUGAUGAUGGCAGAGUAAAACGAACAGGAACUUGGAAGAGUGCGAGUGCACAUAUAAUAACAGCAGUGAUUGGGUCGGGAGUUUUAUCAUUAGCAUGGUGUUUUGCACAGUUGGGAUGGAUAGCUGGAUCGAUUACUCUUGCUUUGUUUUCGGUCAUUACAAUGUUUACAUCAAUUUUGUUGACUGAUUGUUACCGAUCACCGGAUCCAGUUACUGGCAAAAGAAACUAUACUUACAUGGAUGCUGUAAAAGCCAAUCUUGGAACACUUCAAUACAAGCUUUGUGGCAUAGCUCAAUAUGGUGUUCUUACCGGAAUAACCAUCGGAUACACCACCACCACUGCCAUCAGCAUGGCUGCAAUCAACAAAUCAAAUUGUUUCCAUAAACAUGGCCACCAAGCGGAUUGUAGUGUGCACAACAACUCGUUUAUGGUGAUUUUUGCAGUCAUUCAGAUCGUCUUAAGCCAAGUGCCCAAUUUUCAUAAAUUGUCGCCCCUCUCAAUCAUCGCGGCUAUCAUGUCCUUCACAUACUCGUUGAUUGGCAUCGGUCUCUCAAUCGCCAAAAUCAUAGAUGAAGGAAUUGGAGAGACGAGUAUAACAGGAAGACCAAUUGAUAAGGAUUUUUCGGGCAUGGAGAAAAUGUGGAAAACCUUUUCUGCCUUAGGAGAUGUUGCUUUUGCCUAUUCGUUUUGUUUCGUCCUCAUCGAGAUUCAGGACACAUUGAAAUCUAGUCCACCAGAGAAUAAACAAAUGAAAGUGGCUACAGCCAUUGGAAUCGCGGCAUCAACUGUGUUCUAUAUGCUUUGCGGGGUGCUCGGAUACGCGGCCUUCGGAAAUGAUGCACCCGGAAACUUCUUGACUGGAUUCGGAUUUUACGAUCCGUUUUGGCUCAUCGAUAUUGCUAAUAUUUGCAUUGUUAUUCAUCUUCUUGGUGCUUAUCAAGUAUUGGCGCAACCAUUUUUCGGAUUUGUCGAAAAUUGGAGCAAGAAAAAAUGGCCACAAAAUAAGCUCAUAACAAACGAGUUCUCGAUAUUUGGAACCGAUUUCAACGUUUUCAGACUCACAUGGAGAACAGCGUAUGUGAUCGUAACAACAAUAAUAGCAAUGAUUUUUCCAUUCUUCAACGACUUUGUGGGCCUACUUGGAGCGGGUACAUUUUGGCCACUAUCAGUCUACUUCCCAAUAGAAUUAUACAUGUCACAAGCAAAGAUCCGAAAGUACUCAUUCACAUGGAUUUGGAUGCAAAUUCUAAGUCUCGCAUGCUUAAUCGUAUCACUAGUGGCAGCAGUCGGGUCGACCCGCGGGCUUAUUACUUCGGUUCAAUCAUUCGAACCGUUUGAAUCCGUAUCCUAA
Lactuca virosa is the source of this 1517-nucleotide messenger RNA. NCBI's taxonomy places the organism in Eukaryota, Viridiplantae, Streptophyta, Magnoliopsida, Asterales, Asteraceae. The record is from the annotation of a GenBank genome assembly.